Olea europaea var. sylvestris is the source of this 551-nucleotide messenger RNA. RefSeq names its product protein ELF4-LIKE 1-like. Lineage: Eukaryota; Viridiplantae; Streptophyta; Magnoliopsida; Lamiales; Oleaceae. Bases 105 to 491 code for a protein of 128 amino acids. Gene Ontology annotation, biological process: positive regulation of circadian rhythm; entrainment of circadian clock. The record is from RefSeq and is a predicted model, not a curated record. The transcript has a single exon.
ACCAACACCCAAUAAAUUAAUUAGAAAAUAAGAAAAAUAUAUAUACACGCACGUACAAUGGUAAAUACACUAUGAAAUGACAAACAGCUGAUCCUUCCUCGAUCAUGGACAACAGUUUCCAAAUCGAUGCCAACGCCAAUCGCCGUAUCAACGGCGGCGGAAGUGAUGACGAGGACGUCGAAGAAGAAGCAUGCUGCGACGUGGAAGCAUGGGAGAUUUUGAGCAAGGCCUUCAAGGAGGUACAAACUGUGUUAAAUCACAACCGUGUUUUGAUUCAAAAGGCGAACGAGAAUCACCAGUCGAAGAUUCCUGAUAAUUUGGCGAAAAAUGUUGAUUUGAUUAAGGAAAUUAAUGGAAAUAUAUCCAAAGUACUCGUUCUUUACUCGAAUCUGUCUUCGAAUUUCUCCAGCGUCAUCAGACAGCGGCGGGAAAUUAACUCGGCUGUUGAGAAGAAUAUCAGCGAAGAAAAUGAUAGCAACAAAGCGUUGUAGGACGUUGAAUCUUGAAAUGACUGAUUCCAUAUUCCUGUAACUUUCGACGACCUUUUAAUU